AUGUCAAAGAGAAAGUCUAGUGGAAAUAAUAAUACAGAUGUUACUUCUGUAAGCAACAACAACAGUAACCCUGAUGAGAAAGUUGCUGAACAAAACAAUAUACAAUCAAUAAUAACUAAAAAUAAUAAUAAUAAUAAUGGUAAUCAUCAUGUUCAAAAUAAUAAAAAGUUAAAUGGUAGUAGUAAUGGUGUAAAGAUUAUUGAUAAUGAUAAUAAUAGUAGUAUUGAUGAACAAACAACAACAUCGUCAACAACAACUACUGUAGUUGCACCAAAGAAGAAACAAAGAGUUGAAUCUUCUUCUUCUUCAACUACAUAUGAACAAUACAGUAACAGCAUUGACAACUCUAAUACAUCUACCAGUAGCAGUCAUUCAAAUGGUAGUACAACAACUCAUAGACCACCAAAUCCACCACCUACCGACAGACCCGUUCGUGUCUAUGCCGACGGUAUCUACGAUCUCUUCCACUUUGGACAUGCGCGUUCACUCAAACAAGCAAAGUCGUUGUUCCCCAACACUUAUUUGAUUGUCGGUGUCUGUAACGACGAGAUGACUCACCGUUUGAAAGGAAAGACCGUUAUGACCGAUAUUGAACGUGCCGAGUCGCUGCGUCACUGUCGUUGGGUAGACGAGGUCGUCGAGAAUGCACCGUGGAUCGUCACUCAGGAGUUUAUCGAUGAACACCAAAUCGACUUUGUAUCGCACGGUGAAGAUGCCUGUCUCGACAAGGAUGGCAACGAUAUCUACCAGUUCGUCAAGGAUCAAGGUAAAUUCAUGACCAUCAAGCGUACCGAGGGUAUCUCUACAUCCGACAUCAUCCUUCGAAUCGUCAAGGACUACGAUAGCUACGUUAUGCGUAACCUGAAGCGUGGAUACACCGGAAAGGAGAUGAACGUCGGUGUCUUCAAAGAGAAUGCACUCAAGGUCGAAGAGAAAUUCAACCAACUGAGGAGUAAAGUACGUGAUAGCGUCGAUCAAUUCAAAGUUUGGUCCAACGAAAAUCAUAUGAGAGACUUUUUAAUGAGAUUCAGUAAACGUCUACCAAAGAGAAUUACAGCUGGAUCAAAUGUUUCAUCACCUUCACAAGAAACAUAUUUUAGUCCAGAUAAUGAUUUCAUUUUCGAUGAGGAUGAUAUCACCAGUCCAAAGAGUCCAUCAAGCCCAUCAAGCAACCACACUUUAUCACCAUAA
This is a messenger RNA of Heterostelium album PN500, 1191 nucleotides long. Its product is annotated as cholinephosphate cytidylyltransferase. Bases 1 to 1191 code for a protein of 396 amino acids. Lineage: Eukaryota; Evosea; Eumycetozoa; Acytosteliales; Acytosteliaceae. The record is from RefSeq and is a predicted model, not a curated record. Gene Ontology annotation, molecular function: choline-phosphate cytidylyltransferase activity; phosphatidylcholine binding. The transcript has 2 exons. Gene Ontology annotation, biological process: CDP-choline pathway.